Limulus polyphemus (Atlantic horseshoe crab) is the source of this 7099-nucleotide messenger RNA. Its product is annotated as leucine-rich repeat serine/threonine-protein kinase 1-like. The coding region runs from base 188 to 5956 and encodes 1922 amino acids. NCBI's taxonomy places the organism in Eukaryota, Metazoa, Arthropoda, Merostomata, Xiphosura, Limulidae. Gene Ontology annotation, molecular function: protein binding. The transcript has 22 exons. The record is from RefSeq and is a predicted model, not a curated record.
AGUGGUACUACCAGUAGUGUUAAAAGUAUUGGAUAUUUUAAAUUUACGUUUGUUAACUUUUACUCGUGCAUUGUAUUAUCUCAAAAUAUCUCUAUAUUCUAUUUCUCACAUCAAAGCAUACCAUGUCUUCUGUUGUGACUAGUAGUGAAAAAAUUGACACUUCAGCAAAUAGCUGAAUUAAAGAAGAAUGAAUGAAGAAACUGAAGAGUUUCCAGGGCAACUUCUUCAUCAAGCUGCUCUCUGGGGCAAUUCAGAUUUGUUAGAAGACCUUCUUCAUGGAGAUCAGGUGCAACAUUUAAAUGCAACAGACACAUUUGGCCGUACAGCUUUACAUGCUGCAGCUACAAAUGAGAAUGAAACAUGUGCAAGGAUACUUUUACAAGCAGGAGCCAAUCCAAACAUUGCAUGUGGAGCAAAACACCACAGUAAGACUCCCUUGCAUGUAGCAGCAGAAAAUGGUCAUAUUUCUAUAGUUAAGCUGUUAAUGGAAUACCAAGCUGAUUUGGUAGCUAAAGAUAGUGGAGGAUUAACUGCCAUGGAUUUAGCAGAAAAGAAUGAAAAUCAUGAGGUGAUGGAAGUGCUAAAGUCAGAAGCAGAUAGUCAAGACAAGAGGAGAGAGGAGUUAUAUGAAGGUCUUCAAGAAGCUUGUAAAACUGGUAGUGUUGGAAAAGCAAAACAGAUUCUUCGAGAAGCAGGUCCAGAUGCUGAUGUGAUUGUCAACACAACACCAAAUGGAUGUAGCACACUAUUAUUUAAGGCUUGUGAGGAUGGCCAGAAGGAGAUUGUUAGUUUGUUGCUAGAUCAUGGGGCUGAUGGUCGAAUCCAUCCAGUUACAAAGUACUCACCUCUUUAUAUAUCCUGCUAUUAUGGUAGGAAAAACAUUGCUGAAAUUCUUCUAAAGAAAUUCCCUGAAUUGGUGCAAGUUCCAACAGUAGAACGUUGGUUACCUACCCAUGCUGCUGCAAUCAAUGGCCAUUGUCAUGUUCUUGAGCUUCUUUUGAAGUUCCCUUAUCCAUCGUAUGUUAUGCAGAAGUUUAUGGAUAAAAGUGGAACUUGGGAGUAUGAUCUUCCUUUUGAUAUUAAUGCCAAGGAUGUAGCAGAACAAACAGUGUUGUAUUUAUCUUGUUAUGUUGGAAAUCUGAGACUUGUCGAUACUCUAAUAAAGUUUAGAGUUCGAGGUAAAAAAAUUUUGAAACAAAAUAUCAUUGAUUCACAAAAUAGAAGUGAAGAAAAACCUGAUUUAAAGGCUAGUCCAAGUAAACUCGGUGGUGGAUUACAAAACAUCCUAGCCAAACUAAGUCUUAGAAACAAUCAAGAUGAUCCUGUGCAACCUACAGAAUUAAAUAUUUCCCCAUUAGAUCUUGACCUGUACUGUGCUAACAACACAGAAACAGCACUACAUGUCUCUGUUAAGCACAAACACUGUAAAAUUGCUUCUUUGUUGCUCCAAAAUGGAGCUAAUCCAAAUCUGAGAAUUGCUUUAUCUGAAGAAGAUUUAAACCAUGCUCAGGAUGAAAAUUAUGUAUUUUCAGGCUCAUCAACUCUUGUGGAAGCAUGUAAAAACAGAGACUUAACAAUGGUGGAUCUUCUUGUCAGAUAUGGGGCUCGUGAUGAUGACUGCAGUGCUCUGAAAGUAGCUUCUAAAGAGGAAGAUGAAAAAAUAAUAUCAAAACUCCUGACACUGAAAGCUCACCAAGACCCUGAGUACAAAAUUAACAAGAAGAUUUUAGACAUCACUCCUUCCACCCAGCUAGUAGGUGGGUUGAUGGGUGGUGUCACCUUUAGUUCCAUGUUUCCUACAAUCCCUGUCAUGAUCAAUUGGCACAGUCAGCGCUGCUUACAGUUUGUGAAAGAACAAUGGAUUAUUGAUGCUAGUGUAUCUCUAAACAUUAAACUUAAAUUGUCUCCACAUAAUCAUUCUAUGGCUCUUUCUGCAAUUACAAGGCUUGACAUAUCAAAUAAUGAACUGACAGAGUUGCCUGCUUGUAUUUUUCAAAUGCCUUCCCUCAAGGUGCUAAAUGCAUCUCAGAACAAACUGGAGAAAUUGCCUGAUAUUGAGGUUAAAAGCCAGAGUGGAUCAGUUUCACCCAAUAAAUCCUCACUGAAAUUGCCUUCCAAAUACAAACUUCCAGCUACCUGGACUUGUUCAGUCCUAGAGGAGAUUCACCUUCAAGAAAACAGGCUAGAUAAUGUCCCUGAGAGUAUAUUUCAGUUGCCUUCCUUGAUUAUUUUAGAUCUGUCUAAUAACAAACUCCAGAUGUUACACUUUAAGGUGUGGAGCUCACCCAAACUUAGAGAGCUAAAUUUAUCUUUGAAUUUGCUGAAGAGCCUCCCAUGUUUUCCUUCAUACCAGUCUGAUGCUGCUGUUUAUAAAGAGAGAUUGGAUGACCAGUUUACUUCAUCAUCUGAGUCAAGUCCUCAACACACCAAUUCAGAACUAAUCAUGCAGGAAACUAUACCAACUGUAUUAAAACCUGAGAGUUCUAGUUCAAAGUCUACUCCUCCUGUAACUAGUCGAGGAAACUCUCAGAUGUCCAUAAAUCAUGAAGAGUUGCUUCAUCAUAACAUUUGGAGUCAUUCUGUAGAGGUAGUUGAUGUUCCUUUGGAUAGUAAACUUGAUAAAGAUCAACACUGUCAACUGUCAUCUUUAAAUCUAGCUCAUAAUGCAUUUGAAGCUAUUCCUCCUGUUCUUGCCUGCUUUGCUCCCAAUUUGGCCCGACUAAGUCUGAGUUACAAUUGUUUGAAGGAAAUGGGACCAGUGAAAAACUACCCAGCUAAUUUGAAACAUCUAGAUCUUUCCCAUAACAUGAUCCAGUUCUGGCCUACUCUAAAAACAGUACAGAAUGAGGGGACACAUGAUGAAGUAGUAUGCUAUAACCUUUCAGAAAAUGAAUCUCCUAGUAGAACACCGUCAGCACCAUCUCCAGUUCAAGGAUCUACAAGAAGAGAAAUGAACAGACUACGGAGUUCCAACCUGGGAAGCCAGAUCUCUGGUACAUCAUCAAUCUCCUGCAUUCAUCAUCGUCACAACCGUUUAGACAACCUCAGAACACUAAUCCUUGCUGACAAUCAACUAACUAGACUGUUGUUGACAGCUGAGGAUGAAGGAUGUUUUGAAGAAGAGGAAAGUAGAUCUCAGGAUUCAUUUGAUACCAUGUCAAUUUCAAGUAGAGAUUCUCAGGGUCCUGUAAGAAGCAGAGUGCUCUUUCCCAACCUGUCAAUGUUGGAUGUGGGAAACAAUCAUAUACAAGAAAUUCCUGUAAUGAUUAGUGAACUGACUAAUUUGUCAGUGCUAAAUAUCAGUGGCAACAUGGCUAUCUGUAAGUUGCCACCAGAGAUGGGACUCUUGAGCAAACUGUGGAAUUUGAAUACUCGAGACUGUAACCUGAAUGAUCCUCUGAAGAGUAUGAUAGAAAGUAAGAAGUAUAAGACAAUGGAUAUCAUUGGAUACCUGAAAUCUAUAUUAGAAGAUUCCAAGGCAUAUGCUCGUAUGAAGCUGAUGAUUGUUGGUGUUCAAGGAAUUGGAAAGACAUCUCUAUUAGAACAGCUUAGACAAGAAGGAACUGGAACAUACAAAAGAAAACCUCCUGAGAAAGAAUACUAUGCAACACACCAGUACUUCCUGUCUAAACGUUCUCUAUAUUUAGUGGUCUGGAGGAUCACUGAUGGAGAGUGUGGAGUUAAAGAAAUUCUUCAAUGGCUGGUUAACAUUCAGGCAAGAGCUCCCAAUGCUCCUGUAAUUAUUGUGGGAACACAUUAUGACCUUGCAAGAGAGAAAUUUUCCUACUCUUACUGCGAUGAACUUCAGCAUAUGAUCCGAGAGCAUUACAUAAAUGUGGUUGAUGCAGACAAAUGUGGAUUGCCCCGGGUUUUAGAUACAAUUGAAAUAAGUUGCAAAAGUCAUCAUAACAUUAAACCUCUGUGUAACCUUAUCUAUGAUAUUGUAUUUGAGCUGAGAUGCCCUGGAAGUAAAGAAAGAUUACUAGAGCAAAAAAUCCCAGCAACAUACUUGGCACUUGAAGAUGUGGUGGGUUAUUUAGCUUUAGAACGCCGGCUACAGGGGAAGGAUCCAGUACUUCGAGCAGAGCAAUACAAAAUGCUGGUGAUGCAUGAAAUGCAGCAAAGAUUUAACAUAGCCUUUAGAGACAUGGCUGAACUGAACCAAGCAACAACCUUUCUGCACGAGAAUGGUGUUCUUUUACAUUAUGAAGAUGCAACUUUAAAAGACCUCUACUUCCUUGAUCCUCAGUGGUUGUGUGAUAUGCUAGCUCAUGUUGUUACAAUUCGAGAAAUAAAUCCAUUUGCACGAAAUGGUAUAAUGAAAACAGAAGAUUUGAAGCAUGUUUUCAAGUCUUCCCAGUGUGCUCCAUCAGAUGCUCAGACAUACAUUUUAAACUUGUUAAACAAGUUUGAAGUGGCACUAACCUGGGACAGUAGGACUCUACUCAUUCCAUCCUUGUUACCCAUGGAAGAACACUUGCGUCAUGGUCUUCCAGGCUGCGACAUCAGGAUUCCAGUUCGUUCAAAGAGUUGGGCUCUGAGAAAAAUGUAUGCCCCUCCAAAACCUCCUAGUGUUGUUGAUAGUUCUUCACAUGACCUAAAGUCAAACUUUGAUAAAAGACCACAAAGCCUCCGAGUGUCUUCUGGCAUAAGUACAGAAAAUGUUGGAGAGCCUAAGCAACCAGCAACAAUUUCUCAACUGAAUGCUCCAUCUGAGCAUCAUUCUUCUUUGAUAACUUAUCAGACCAAUUACAACCAAGUAAUUCAAAGACUCUUUCUUAUGUCAUAUUUUCCUAGUGGAUUCUGGCCUCGACUGAUCUCACGUAUACUUGGUGAUGAUUAUAUUGUGGAUAUUGUUCGAUCAUAUUUUUCUUUACCCAAAGACAUUAAGAUGGAUCCCCAGCUUGCCUCUGUAUUUAGCAGAAGAGCUGAAUGGGUGUGCUGGCAGACAGGCAUGGAACUACGCUAUAUGGAUACCACUUUGUUUCGAAUGAAAGAGAUCCUACCACACUUAUCAAGUGUUCCUUAUGACUAUUCCCAGAUGAAAUUCAUGCUUCAACUUGAAGGAAAUUGGACAGAUGUAGAGCUAAGCAAUUCAUCUAUUUUGGAAAUUCUUCUUCCCAAUCAGAAAGUGAUUAUUCUGCAGAAACAGGAAAGCUACCACAGAGAAUUGCUGCUUGAGCCUAGUCAGGAACAUGUUGCAAAGAUCCUUGCUUUUGCUGUUGACCACAUUGAUACACUGUUAGAAGACUGGUACCCUACUUUGGGCACUAGGUUUGUCCAUACCUCAGAAGGAAGAUUUCUUGUGACCAGAGUAAUUCCUUGCACUCAAUGUCUUGUAGGUCAUUCCAAGCAGCAGUUGGACCACAGUGGAGACACUGCCACCUUUUCUGUGCUAGAUACUUUCUGUAACAAAGAAUCUUGGCAGUUUGUAGACCACUUUUGUAAUGUUGCUGGAUCCUUGUGUAUAGACAGAGCUAGCUCCUUUAAUGUCAACAAACGAGGUUCAGAACAGUGCAUGCCUUCCCAGUACUCACCAGGGUUGAUACGGCAUCAUGUGGAUUCCAGAGGCAGUACAGCUUCUCAUGACAGUGGAGUUGGACCAGAGAGUAAUAGUUCUAGUCGUAAACCUUCGGCUGAAGGAAGACUGGAUGAAGAGCUACUCUCCAGGCAGAAGCAAGAUGGAGCUGCUAUAAUAGAUUCUACAACUGAAGGGGACCUCACUGUCUACAGUUUUAUGGUUGAAGACUGUAUCCUCACAGCUUACCAGGAGCAAGUUAUCAAAUGUCCAAUUCAUGGUGAUCUUAAAAUGUCUCUUUUAGCUCCUGAUGUGGUUUUUGCUGACUUGGGGGAGAGAUUUCUGGUACGGUCAGAAAAUCUUAGAAGGGGAAGAUUGUUAGGGCGAGGUGCAUUUGGCUUUGUUUUCAAAGCUAAUAUCAGACAAAGGGUAAGAUGAAACUGUUAGAGCUAAAAAGUUUUGCUUAUGUUUUUAAACUUAAUAUACAGAAGCUAAGGUAUUAAUAAAGCAAGGUGUGUAUAAUUGUGUGUGUAAACCUCAGUGCUUGAACAGAGAAUGUUUUUUGUUUUGUAUUUAAAAGCAAAAGAUUCAUGGUUGUUUGCUCUACCAGUAUUUUGCUAGAACUAAUAUCUUUAUUAUAAAACACUUGUUAGUGAUGAACCUUGGCACUAGUAUACUGUAAUUUUUCUCAUGCAAUUCUUUACUUUUUUGUACAGGUUAUUAACUAUUGUACCUGUAAUUGCAUACUUUCAUUUGCAAUUCAUUGUUGCAUUACAAUAAAUAACGUUUAGAAAAAGCCCUAAAUUAUAGUUAUUAUGGAAAUCUUUGUUUUACCUGUGUUCCAGUUAUCCUAAUGUUUGCUAAGCUUUCUUGGCUUUGUCUUGCCAUACAUAUCAUAACUUUCAAUAUAUUUUGUGUAUGUUCACAAAAUUUGGCAAGCUUUCAGCAAACCUUAGAAGUCUUUUGCACACAGAAAUUCAGAUUUUUUUAUUAAAUAUUUUACUAAAGAUUUGUCCGUGAAUAUAUGAAGUCAGAGGAUUGACUGCUUUGAGUGCAAAGUGAUUUUUAUGUUAAUACUAGCAGAUGCCAUUUGAAAGAAUUCAAUGGUAAUUUUUAUAAAAAUAGUUAUGAAUAAAUAAAAGAUGUGCAGUCAUCCCAAUGCCUUUGAUCAUAGCACAUAUACAAUAUGAUUGUUUAGUGGACCAUUUAAGGUCAUAUUUUGUCAUUAAAUGUUUAUUUCAAUAAGGAAAAUUGCAUUGCAUUUGUUUUUAAGCAAAAGAGACUGAAUACAAUGCAUUAUUAGCAAAAAUGUUUGGGUAUCGAUGUAGCAGGUGCAACCAACAUAAUAAGAGUUCUCAGGUUUGUAAAGUAGCCAUGAUGAUUUUGUCUGCUGGAUGCCACUGUUCCUUUUCAUUUUACCCGAGCACAAGAAAAGACCACUAUCGAAGUGAGCACUUUUUUGCCAGUUGUCAUUUCUUUAAAGUGUCAAAGGGGAGGUAUUCAGUUCAAUUUAUCCAACAUGGUACAAUAAUAUCAUGCUUGUAUAUAAUACUGUUAUGACAGCGGGGGUCACAUGACGCU